Messenger RNA from Solenopsis invicta (red fire ant), 9928 nucleotides. RefSeq names its product trithorax group protein osa (gene osa). Gene Ontology annotation, cellular component: nucleoplasm; brahma complex; nBAF complex. Bases 294 to 6779 code for a protein of 2161 amino acids. The record is from RefSeq and is a predicted model, not a curated record. Gene Ontology annotation, biological process: regulation of transcription by RNA polymerase II; chromatin remodeling; positive regulation of DNA-templated transcription. The transcript has 19 exons. Gene Ontology annotation, molecular function: nucleosome binding; DNA binding. Lineage: Eukaryota; Metazoa; Arthropoda; Insecta; Hymenoptera; Formicidae.
CGGCCGCAAGAUGGCGCGAUCCAUGCGACGCUGCUUUUGACGUUCGCAUAUGAGUUUUUUUUGGUUCCCCCGAGUUAGAAAAGGGCAGGAAGUGAUUUUUCGUAGCGCGCCGCUUAGGCCAGGCACGGGCGAUCGAGGAUGUGCCGUAAAGUGUUAGCCGCGAGGCGAGCCGUUCGACUAAUCGGUAUUUCGAUUUCGAGUACGUAGUACUUGGCCCCAUAGCGAGGCGCGCACGAGGUCCCGCGAUUGGCCAGUUUACGAAAACGACGAUGGCUCCGUGAGGAGAGAAGAACAUGGCUGCGACGCAAGCCGAGAGCCAACAAAACGAUGUGAAGCUGAACGAGUCCGUGAAAUGCGCACAGAAGCGUACGCAAGUCGGUGGGAAUAGUGCGAGUGCUAGUGCGAAGCAGCAGCUGGAUUCCGAGCCGGACGAUAAAGUGUCCCGGGGCGCGGCCCAGCUGCUUAAAUAUGUGAAUCGCGGCGGCGGGGACACGACGGGCUACGAGAUGAGUCAAUACCGCGAGGACAUUGGCGGACACCCUGCCGCCGCCGCCGCCGGUGAGGUAAAAUCGCCACGCGAGGCCGGGGGCGGCCAGGGGCCCCAGGAGCCCGUCGGCAAGCAAUCGGAGGUGCACGACGCGCCCGGCCAUCCUGGCCACCCGGGCCAUCCGUUCGCGUCGAACGUGAUACGCGACUACAGUCCGGGCGACGAGUAUAGCAACAACAAAUCCGGCGAGUUUCAAGUCGCGACCAAGUCCCUUGCCGAUUAUCCCCCCGUCGGCAAGCAGCUCCCGCCGGAGUACGUCGCAGCCGCCGCCGCUGCCGCUGCCGCCAAGCACGCCGACUUUUCCGGCAAGCAGCAGCAGCAACAGCAGCAGCAACAACAGCAACAACAACAACAGCACCACCAACAGCAGCAGCAACAGCAACAGCUCGACUACCAUGGUAAACACUUGAUGCACGAGACCGAGCGGGUGGCCCAUCGUGCGGCUGCUGAGAUGGAGGAGCAUUACUCCGCCUCCAAGAUCGAGUCGCGACUCUACUCGGCGGUCGGUGCUGCCAGUUCCGCCGCCAACUUCUCCGGCCAGCCGAGGUUUCUCUCCGGCCAGGGUAUGUCCCAGACCGCCGGUCCUACGCCUACCCUCAACCAGUUGCUGCAGGCGUCCACUCCGGUGCAUCGGUUUCACGGCAAUUAUCCUGGAAUGGGACCCGAGUAUCAACAGCCAUGGCCUAUGCAAAGGCCACCGGUUGUGCCUCCCGUUUAUCCACAACCCAGCCAGCGUCCUCCGCAGACGGGUUCACCGAGAUUACAUACAGGGCCAGGAGCACAGAGUUCUCCAACACCCAUGCAAUAUCAACAGUAUACCCAACGAUAUUCCUCUCCUACGAGACCUCACACACCUUACAGUCAUCAUCAGCUAAACUCUUACACGACGCAAACCAGUCAUCCUUCAAGCUUAUAUACGGAACAAAGGGGGUGGAAUCAAGGUGGUCCACCGAAUCCACCUCCACCACCGAGUAAUCAGGUCACUCCGUCGGGUCAGUCACCACAGCGUGCUUUGUCUCAGUCCCCGGCUCCACCACCUGCCGCGUCACCACAGCCACAGGCUACCAAUCAGUCCCAGGCUUUCCAUAAUCUGCAACAGCGAGCUACAACACCAAAUACUCAAGGAAUUGAUUCUGGGGAAUUAUCAGGACAGAAUAGCAACGACAGUUCGAAUGGACCAGCUUGCCCAGGGACACCAAAUUCUCAGGGGAUGAGACCUACCCCGUCACCUACAGGAUCCACAGGUUCUCGCUCGAUGUCCCCUGCUGUUGGUCGGUCUUUUUUACGCCAACAAAACGUUCAGAUGCCUCCACGUCCGUCGAGUAGCCAGUCGGAUGGUAGUGGACCAGCACCGCGCAUGAGUCACUCUCCUAUGACCACUCAAGGAGCAUACCAACAACCAUUGGGUCCUUCACCACACAUGCAUAGCUACAAAAUGAACAGCACUGGUCCUGGUGUAGUGCAACCGGGACCCGGUUCGACGGCUCUCGGUGGGAUCAGUCCAAUGGGUGGUGGGAUGGGCUAUGCAGCUGGUGGAGCAGCUGCGGGUCAGCCUGGAGGUUAUCAUCCACAAUCUACGUAUCCACCUCCGCGUCCUCACAUGCAGUUUCCACAGGGAUAUCCAACGCCCGCGAAUUCGCAACCACCUCCCAACAAUCAGUAUCAACCUCCCAACAGACCCAAUAAUUUGGUACAAUAUCCACCGUACACGCAUAAAAUGGGCUUUAACAGUGUACCGCCGGGAAUGCCACCGAGUCCGGGACCGCCGCAGGUUUACGGUGCUGGUGGCACUACCGCAAUGGUACCGCCAGGCGCUCCAGGAGUGCCUGUCAUCGGUAACAUGGGACCGCCAGCGAGCUCCAUGGGUCCACCACCACCGUCUCCUAACCACAUAAGUAACCAACCACCACCGCCUACUAGCUCAGCGGUAUCACACUUACAUACGCCGGCGGCCACGCCGCCUCUAAAUCACGAGGGCAGUCCGAUGCCGCCACCGAGUACAACACCGAAUUCGCAUCCCGCGUCUGUCCCAACUCCCACCAGCCACAAUUCCGCAGAUCUCACGGCUGAGACUUCCAACGAUAGUGGUAUAACCACGACCGCUUCAGGUACGUCAGCUAUAAAUGUCAUAUCUACUUCGAGUGGUACUGUGACGUCUGUAAUAACAACAGGUCCAGACGGUACGUCCCUAGAUGAAGGUUCACAGCAGUCAACGUUAUCUAACGCAUCAGCUGCCUCUGGGGAAGAUCCAGCAUUUACACCAAAAGUGCGGAAGGAGAUGAUAGGAGGAUACCAUAGCCAUCCUGCGACACCACAAAGCACUGUUCCGUCUCCUGGCGCUGCUAGCAUUAAUUCGAUUCACGAAGAAUAUCCCGAUAUGAACAGUCCUGGUUGGCCGCGUACUCCUGCUAGUCCUAAGACAGAUAGUCUGGCAAAGUUAUACGAAAUGGACGACUCGAUAGAGCGAAGAACCUGGCUGGACAAGCUGGUCAAUUUCAUGGAAGAACGAAGAUCACCGAUCACCAGCUGUCCUACGAUCUCCAAGAACCCCCUCGAUCUAUUUCGGCUUUACAUCUACGUGAAGGAGAGGGGGGGCUUCAUGGAGGUAUGCAAGGUGACGAAAAACAAGACCUGGAAAGAUAUAGCCGGCCUGUUGGGCAUCGGUGCGAGCAGUAGUGCUGCUUACACAUUGCGCAAACACUAUACGAAACACCUGCUGGCAUAUGAAUGUCACUUUGAUCGCGGGGGUGUGGAUCCGCAACCCAUUAUCAAUCAGGUUGAGGCGGGUUCGAAAAAGAAGGGAACUAAGGGAACUGCUUCCGUACCAUCACCAGGUUCUUCCAAUUCUCAAGAUUCCUUUCCCGCUGCUGGAUCAAGUAACGCUUCCAUGGACGGCUAUGGAAACUAUCAAAGUAGUUACGCAGGCGGCGCACCCGGUGGUGUCCCGGUGUCGUCGGAGUACACGCCUCCGCCACCUAGACCACCCAGUCAAAGUAGUGCACCAUCCGCUCAUCAAGGGAUACAACAAGGUAGUUACCAGAACACGGGCUCCUAUCAGAACUAUCCGCAAGAACAGUAUAUUCGGCCGCAGGCAAACGCGUUGUCUCAGCAAGCAGAGUUCAAUCAACCGUACUCGCCCAGAUCACAUUAUCCUCCAUAUGUACCGGAUGUCGACAGGGGAUACCCGGGUGGUAACAUGCCGCCGAACAACGCUACUGGACAGGACAUGUACAACAGAUACACCGGCGGUCAACAGGGCCCUGCUAGCUAUCCCACAGGAACGCCUCCUAGCGCGCGGAGCAAUAGCUAUCCGUCGGGACCGCAGGCUCAUCCGGCCGCUGUGCAACAACAAACGGCGACUAGCCAGCCUUCCUCGCCCUCGCAACCGCCAACUGUGUCGUCAUACUCGUGUCCGCAAGACUACUAUCGACAGGAACAAAGUGGAUACGGAGCGCCUGGUGGAACUCAGAUAUAUUCUGGAAGCGGAUCGGCGAACAAAAACAUGCCACCACCCCCUCCGGGACCUACUCAACCUAGACGCCACCCAGAUUUUGCCAAAGACCAACAGUAUCCCCACCAACAGUAUAAUCAACAACGACCAGCGUAUCCAGGAUGGCCAAAUACAACUAAUCAAUACAAUAGUAAUAGUGGAAACAACAGGGUUCAGUACCCAACUCAGCAGGCACCAUCGCCAUCGCAACCACCUCCACCUCAGCAACCGCAACAAGCCCAAGUCGUCACCGCUGCUCCACCCGCUCCAGCGGUCGCCGGUAUGCCUAGUAGUCAACAAUGGGCUAGCCAGCAAUCGAGCAGGUCCUCGUCUCAACCGUCUCUGAAUACUAUAGCGCAUCCGCCUCCACCAUGGGAUCAUCGCUACACGAAUCAACCGUCCCCUUUGUAUCCAACACCCGGGAGUCAUCAGAAUCAACUCGGAGUGAAUCCCAUGAUCAGCCAGCAACCAACGUCAAAGAGAGAAAUGACAUUCCCUCCGGAUAGCGUAGAAGCGAUCACGCCUCUUUUAUACAAGCGACGAAAAUUGGCGCGCGCUGACGUAGCGCCAGUAGAAGCUUGGCGUAUUAUGAUGGCUUUGAGAUCGGGUCUCCUCGCCGAGAGCUGCUGGGCCCUCGACGUAUUAAAUAUUUUGUUAUUCGAUGAUUCUUCUGUAAGUUACUUCGGAUUGACACAUCUACCCGGACUACUGGAUUGUCUGCUGGAACACUUCUCGCGUUCUCUCUCCGACAUGUUCGAAUCAUGUGUAAACGACGACGAUCGCUACUGUCAAGCCGCGGAUGGUCCGGAAGUAGAUCUCGGUGCAGUGACGCGCCCGAUCGAUUCGGAGGAUCGGACGAAACUGUUGUCGACAUCGAACUAUACGUAUCUUUCGAGGAGAGGUCGCCCCGUCAAAAUCGUCUCUCGGGAUGACGAUCUGUUCGUUUUGGACACUCGGAGGCCUUGGGAUCAUCAGGAGUGCGAGUCGGAAACCGAGCCAUGGCAAGUCGACGCAAACGCGACCAAAUACAUCGUCACGUGUUUUCAAUCUGAGGUUGGCUCGGUGCCUUUCGCUCGUUUGCUAAGGGACGAGAAACCGCCGCUGUUACAAAAGGAAGUUGACAGCACGGAUUUGAAGGAAGAAGCCAAAGCAGAUAGCGUCAGUGGUGUUCACGAGACGCUGGACUUUACCCACAAGUCCGGCGAGCUCGGCGACAAGCAAUCCAACAAAGAUAGUGGUGAACGCAAGCAGCAGCUAGACAAGAAGAAAAAGACGAAAACUUUGAGUGACGUGCUGUCGAGGAUCAAGAAGGAACCUGUAGAGAUGAACGAUCUCACGAGGGAGCUGUUCGAGAAGAAGAACGAUGGCUUCAAAAAAGAUUGUGACAGCGAAGUGACGAAAGCGAACAACAAUAUGGGCGAGCAUUUUGGCAGUGACGUGUCGUCGAAGAACGACGAGGACUCGUUGCCGACGCAGAAUGGACUGAACGAAUCGACGACAGCGGCGACGGCGGCGGCGGCGCUAACAGUGACAGCGAUGUCAACGUCAAUGUCAACGUCGACAUCAACGGCGACGGCACCUGGAAGCGAUAACACCGUAGACAAAACUGAAGUCAAGAUAGAAACGACGGAGGAACAAGAACCGGAAACGACGAGCGAUGAUAAGGAGGGACCAAGAUUAAAGAUAAGAGAUCCGGCAGGAACGCUAAAGCGACGGAGGAUAAGCGACUACGAGGACGAGAGUUACUCCAGGGACGAGGCGAGUCUCUACCUGGUGACGGAGACGCAGGACAGCCUGGCCCGUCGUUGCGUGUGCCUGUCGACGAUCCUAAGGAAUCUCACCUUCAUCCCCGGCAACGAGGCGGAAUUUGCGAAGAACGUUACGUUCCUCAGCCUGCUCGGCAAGUUGCUGCUCCUACACCACGAGCACCCGAUAAGGGCGCAAAAGACGCGUAAUUACGAUCGCGAAGAGGACGCGGAUUUCGCGGACUCGUGUAGCAGUUUGCAGGGCGAGGGCGAGUGGUGGUGGGACUUUCUUCAUCACGUGAGGGAGAACGUUCUCGUGAUGGCCGCCAACAUAUCCGGUCACAUGGACCUGAGCCAGCAUCCGGAGGAGAUCUCGCGACCGGUGCUCGACGGCCUCCUGCACUGGGCCGUAUGCCCAGCGGCACACGGUCAGGAUCCCUUCCCGACGGUCAGCCCGAAUUCCUCGCUGUCGCCGCAGAGACUCGCGCUCGAGGCGUUGUGCAAAUUAUGCGUGACCGAGUGCAACGUUGACUUGGUGGUGGCGACGCCGCCGUACUCACGAUUACAGAGACUAUGCUCGGUGCUGACCAGGCUCCUCUGCCGCAGCGAGGAACAGGUGUUGCGCGAGUUCGGCGUGAAUCUACUGCACUUCCUCUCGGCCGCGGACAGCGGCGUUGCGCGCACCAUCGCCCUGCAGACGCCCUGUGUCGCGCUGCUCGUCGCGUUCAUCGAGCAGGCCGAGUCGAGUGCUCUCGGCGUCGCUAAUCAGCACGGUCUCGCGGCUCUGCGCGACAAUCCCGAAUCGAUGGGUACCAGCCUCGACAUGUUGCGACGUGCGGCCGGCACGCUGCUCAAUCUCGCCAGGCAUCCGGACAACCGAACUCUUCUCCUGCAACACGAGUCCCGCCUGCUCGCCUUGGUCAUGAGCCAGAUCCUGGAUCAGCAGGUCGCUGCGAUAGUCGCGCGUGUGCUGUUCCAGUGCUCGAGGGGCACGUAACUCUCUGUCGUCGGUCGGAACACUGCUACGCUAUAAUUGCGCGGUUAUGUUAUUAACGGUGACGACGGCGACGAUGACGAUGACGAUGACGAUGACGAUGACGAUGACGGUGACGAUGACGAUGACGAUGACUACUAACUAGUACGACUACUAAAUAUUACUACUACGACGACGAUGAUACGACGAGUAAUAAAACGCACGCAACGACGCGACAAUGUUGUGAUGACACGACGUUGUGUUGGGACGGCUGCAGUGCGUUUAAAAGGCGAACGUGUGAGAAAAGCGGGAGAUAGACGUGAUACACGGAAAGAGAGACGAGGAGGAGUGACAAGGUGAGAGAGACACGCGCGCGACGUGAUAGUGUGCACGAGUGAAGGAACAAAAGUGCUGAUGAAAAGCCAUGGCAGCGCAGUUGUAGUUUUAUAUCGAUUAAACAGGAAGUAAGAAAGUUUAAUUAUUGGUGUUAGCGUGUAGGUAUACCCGAUGCGAUCUCCGCCCGUCGGUAUACCUUCCCCUUCGAUGAAUUGGAAUAAUAUCGAUAGUGUAAGAUAUUUCAUAGUUAAUGAAGGAAAAAGAUACACAAUACACACAUACACACAAAUACAGGUAGAAAAACACAUGAAAUCGACACGUAAACACACCCCAUAUCCAUACACACACACAUACACACAACACACACACAGAGAGAGAGAGAGAGAGUGUAUCACACGAUACGGACACAGAUCACACGCAUAUGUGCACGCGCGCGUGCCACGCGAGCGUAACACACACGACACACAACACAUACACGUAUACUUGCGUACGCAGUAAAAAAAAAGAAACGGACUUUCAAGAGACAACGGUCAGCUGCAUAAUAAUAUAUAUACCAAGAAUCAUGUCGGCGAACCUUAAUGGUGCGAUGUGGAAUGAUAUAUCGGAUGAUGAUAUAUAUAAAUAUUAAACGAUAAUAUAAUGCAAAUUUUUAUAUUUGCAUGUUUUGUGCUGUAAUUAGCGAGUAAUUAAGAUAUUUUGUAGAUAACACACUUCCAUUUGAAUCUUAUUCGAUUUUCGUGCUGCGGCUACGGUGGCGCAAAUAUACGUUUGCGGCUGUAAGGUCGCAAAAAGUCUCGAUUUUAGAAGCACAGGCAGAAACUAGAACUGAAGAAAGACAUUGCUAGAAGAGAAAAAAAAAUAAUAUACGUGUGAUAAAGCCGCUGAUUGAGAGGGAAGAGUAGAAGAGAGAAAGAGAGCGUGAAAGCGAGUAGGAGAGUAGGAGCGAGGAUGCGUGCAUGCGUGCGUACAUGUUUAUGUAUUUGUGUAUUGCGUGCAUGCAUGUAUGUAUCUAUGUAUGUAUGUAUAUGUUUGCGAGUCGGAGAGAAAGGGAAAGAAAGAAGUAGUAAGACAGAAAAACGGAUACAGAGAAAGAGAGAGAGAGAAAAAGAGAGAGAACGGGUGAGAAAACGUUCGAGUUAGAGAGAGAAUGCAGGGGACAGAGAUGCUGUAACCCUCCUCUAUUCUAAACUGACCCCUUAUUCUCGAAAAAAUAUCACGUACGAAAAUCGUUCAGUAUACGUAUAUAUUAUAGAUCUUCGUAUGAUGUAUAGAUUCAAGAAUAGGCCUCCGGUCCCUCUAUUCUGAAAUCCCCUCUCGGUACUCUUGUACUCUAGUAGCGGAACGCCGUCGCGUGUUUGUUCCGCGUGUUCGUUUCAUUCGCUUCUCCCAUUCUACGUACGGUGACGCGGCAGAGUUACUACACGCGUAAAACAGUGCGAGAGAGGAAUUCCAGUUUACAGGGAACAGAGACAGCUGUUCCAGAAGAUAGAGAGGGGAUCUGGAAUAGAGCGGGUCUAGAGCACAUGUCCGUCUAUACGUGCGCGCAAGAGAUGCAUGGAUGCGACGCGUGUGUGUUUAAUAUGUUGCGCGAGUGUGCGGUACGUGCAUACGGCGCUUCGACAAACGGGGGCCCAUAUGUGCGCGCAUCAACAUAAAAAAUGAUUUUAGAAAGAAAAAAAGGUGCGUGCGUGCGUGCGCGUGGGUGUAUGCACGGAGGAUGGGGGUGCUGGUAGAAAAAGGGGUGGGGACAGUGUCUGUGAAAAAAAAGAGAAAGAAAACACAAAUAUAGCUUGCGAAACUAACUGAUUAAUUUAUAUAGUCACUUAAAUUAUCGUUAAUUUUGCAGUAAUUUGAAUUUCUAGGAGAUUUCAAAGUUUCGGUGAAUUUUUCUUCUUUUUUUUUUUUUUUUUUUCCAAUGGCUUCCUUUCAAUGAGAGAUUUGAAAGUAGUAAAACUAACUGCAGUCUUUUUUUGGAAUAAACCUAUUUAUAAACGUAAUUAAACGCCGUUGUGAUAACAAAAAGAAGUAUAAAGAAAAAGAAACGGAGAGGCGGAAGAUGAGAAAACCAACCAUUAUGUAGAAGCAGAUAAAAGUGAUUCUGGGCGAUAAUGUAGAAACGAAUAUAUUAAAAAGAUAAAACAAGAGGAUUUUUAAAUUUAAGCUCGAUCGUGCCAUUAAACGAUUCUAAUGGGAAUAUAUUUAUAACCAAGAUUUUAUGCUUUUUCAAAGCGCGCAUAUACGUUAUUGUAAAACUAACAAAUACCGAUUGUCAGCUUGCACAUAUUUUGACGAUUCUUACGAUACAUACAUCUACCUAAUUGUAAAAUCCCACUCUCACGAACAUUUACGCAACAGUUGCAAGAAAAAGUAAAAGGGAAAAAGAGAGAGAGAGAGACGCAUUCGAACUCGUCGUCGCACACCUUCCACUGGUAUACUUCCUCGUUUCGUAGAGAGAAUGAAUUUAAGAAAAACGGAAUGAUGAUUUAGUUUUCACAUACGACGUGUAGCCGUUUAAAACGACUCGAAUUCUUGCGAAGACAUACGAUUUAGAAGCGUGUUGAGAUAAGUUAAACAGAACACUUUCCCUGGUCCCAGCUUCUCCCCGACCCCAAAGUAUCCUAUUCUAUAGAUAUCUAAAUACAUGUAGUUCUUAAAUUAUUUACUUUAGUUCGAGUGGAGAUGCCUGUAAGUGUAAUUUACUAAGACUUUUUGUAAAUAAAUUAUGAAAUAAACUAGACGUACUUUAUCCAAGACGAAGAUGCGAUCUGACUUUGGCAAGAUACAAUGAUAUAAUGAUGAUAAUAAUAAUAAUAAAAAAAUGUAGGGCAUUAGAGAGA